CAUCUAAUGAAAGGCAAAUUCACUAAGGAGCAGAUUGAUCGGUUUGGAUCAGUUCUAAACGACACAAAAGUACCGUUGAAAGCUCGGUUUCGAGCGUUGUUUAUCCUUCGGAAUAUCGGUUGUGACUUGUCAGUGAAGUGGAUUUCUAAGUGCUUGCAUGACGACUCGGCUUUGUUGAAGCAUGAGCUUGCGUAUUGCCUUGGUCAGAUGCAAAAUAAGACUGCCGUUCCCAUUCUUAUAGAUGUUUUGAAGGAUCACGAUCAAGAGCCCAUUGUUCGUCAUGAAGCUGCAGAAGCUCUCGGUGCAAUCGGAGACAUGUCAGCUGAGAAUGUUCUGACGGAAUUCAGGAAGGAUCCAUGCCAAGAAGUAGCUGAAACAUGUGAACUAGCAUUGCGCAGACUAUAUUGGAUCAGGAAAACUGGCGAUAGAACUGAAAGUCCAUACCAGAGCAUUGACCCAACUCCGACGGCAUCUAUGGAUGACGUUGCUGAACUUUGGAAUACUCUCGUAGAUAUUUCAAAAUCCCUUUGGGAUCGUUAUUGCGCCAUGUUUAAGCUACGAAAUAUCAACACCGAUGCCUCCAUCAAAGCUUUAGCACAAGGUCUUUAUUGUGAGGACAGCGCUUUGUUUCGACAUGAAAUAGCCUACGUGUUGGGUCAAAUACAAUCUCCUCUCGUUAUAAAGGAGCUAAAGGACCGCCUUUGUCUUUCUUCUGAGAAUUGUAUGGUUCGUCAUGAAUGUGCUGAAGCGCUUGGAACUAUAGCGACUGACGAGUGCAUUUCAAUACUGCAGAAAUACAUCAAUGAUUCUGAGCGAGUAGUACGUGAGAGCUGCGAGGUUGCGCUGGACAUGGCCGAUUACGAGAACGCUGGUGAAUUCAACUACGCUGUUGUAGAGGCAUGA
Molecule: messenger RNA, 903 nt
Organism: Angiostrongylus costaricensis
Lineage: Eukaryota; Metazoa; Nematoda; Chromadorea; Rhabditida; Metastrongylidae
Source: the annotation of a GenBank genome assembly